GUUAAGAGGGGCCAUGACGUCAUUAGAGAAAGCAAAUAUUAACUUAAAAGAUGAAUUGUUUUCCCCAAAACUGCCUCCUGUUUGCUCCUGUCUGUUGUCAUGGUUUCUGCCCUGCCCCGCCCCCCGAAGGCGAAAGGGGACAACGAAUCAAACCCACGUUAAAAAAGAAAGGGGCGCGAACGUGACGAAGAGGAGGACAACCUCCUGUCAACUUGCCCUCCGGUUGUCACUCCCCGCCGCCCGGCAUGUUCGUGUCCCCUCGGCGGCCGCCAGCCUAAAGAUGCAGGGGGACGACAUGGAGGUACCUUUGCUGAACAACCUCAACGACAACGGCGACAGGCUGAGGUCGAAAGGGAAAGAUGUGUUCAAGGACCAGCAGAAGGAGUCGGAGAGCUCCAUGGAGUCUCCCAACUUGGAGUUUGAAUACGGAGACACGGACACGCUAAUGGCCGAACUCUCAGAGCUUUACAGCUACACAGAGGAGCCCGAGUUUGCCUUGAACCGAGACUACUUUGAGGAGGACUUCAGAAGCCAUGACCGAGGCCGCAGGUGGAUUGACCUGAGCGCGGACGAGCAGCGCGCCUACGUGAUGAGACUCCUGGAUGACCUGGAGGUGACCGACAGGGACAAGAGGCUGAAGGUGGCCCGGGCCAUCCUCUACCUCGCUCAGGGAGUGUUUGACGAGUGCGACGCAGAGGCGGAUGUGCUGCGUUGGUCCAGACACAACGUCUUCCUGCUGUACGACAUGGGCAUCUUCACCGCGCUGCUGGAGCUCCUCAGCAUGGAGAUAGAUAACAACCAAGCGUGCAGCAGCGCAGUGAGGAAGCCCGCCAUCUCUCUGGCAGACAGCACAGAGCUCAGAGUGCUGCUGAGCAUCAUGUAUCUGAUGGUGGAGACCAUUCGGCUUCAAACGGAGGACGACAGACCAGAGUGGAGAGCAGCCAGGGAGGCCUUCAAGACUGAGCUAGGUGCGCCUCUGUACAACGGCGAGCCUUUUUCCCUGCUCCUCUUCACUAUGGUAACCAAGUUCUGCAGCAUGAACGCACCACAUUUCCCCAUGAAGAAAGUACUGCUGCUCUUAUGGAAGACCAUCCUGUUCACCCUGGGGGGUUUCGAGGAGCUCCAGGAGAUGAAGGUACGAGGCCGCGAGCGUCUUAACCUGCCCCCGCUCCCCGAGGACAGCAUCAAGGUGGUGAGGGCCAUGAGGGCCGCGUCGCCCCCGGCCUCCGCCAUGGAGCUCAUCGAGCAGCAGCAGCAGCAGAAGAGAGGGCGGCGCAGUCGAAGGAGUGCCUUUGUUGAUAGCUUGGAAGGAGACAGUCCCUUUCCCAAGAAGCAGCCGCUGGUCAAACAGGACAGCUUGGACACGUACAACGAGCGAGACCCCUUCAAGAACGACGACGCCCGCGAUGAGGAGGAGGACCCCGAGGACGCCGACAGCGGCAUCGAAGGCGAGGUGGACCCCUUGGACCGCGACGUCAUCAUCCAGCCCCCACCUCCACCGCCGCCUCUUCGGCCCCCGACAGAGAGGGUGAACUUCCCCAAGGGCCUCCCUUGGGCUCCGAAAGUCAGGGAAAAAGAUAUCGAGCACUUCUUGGAGACAAGUCGAAACAAAUUUAUCGGCUUUACUCUGGGAAACGACACCGAGACCCUUGUAGGCCUGCCAAGACCCAUCCACGAGAGCGUGAAAACUCUCAAACAGCACAAAUACAUCUCCAUCGCUGAGAUGCAGAUGAAGCGUGAGGAGGAGCUACAACAGUGUCCACUCAGCCUGGGCGAGGAGGACGUGGACGAGACGCCUGCAGAAACCAUGUACUUGGGGAUGCUUCCGAACCUCUCCCAGUAUGUGAUCGCACUCCUUAAGCUGCUGUUGGCUGCGGCGCCGACCUCCAAAGCCAAAACGGACUCCAUAAACAUCCUUGCAGAUGUGCUGCCUGAGGAGAUGCCAAUCACCGUCCUCCAAAGCAUGAAAUUGGGGAUUGACGUCAACCGCCACAAAGAAAUCAUCGUCAAGGCCAUCUCGGCUCUGCUGCUGCUCCUCCUCAAGCACUUCAAGCUCAACCACAUUUAUCAGUUUGAAAUAGUCUCCCAGCACCUGGUGUUUGCCAACUGUAUCCCACUCAUCCUCAAGUUCUUCAACCAGAACAUCAUGUCUUAUAUCAGUGCCAAAAACAGCAUAUGUGUGUUGGACUUCCCCCACUGUGCGGUGCAUGAGAUGCCUGAGCUCACCGCUGAAAGCCUGGAAGCGGGAGACAGCAACCAGUUCUGUUGGAGGAAUCUGUUCUCCUGCAUCAACCUGCUUAGAAUCCUCAACAAGCUGACCAAGUGGAAACACUCACGGACAAUGAUGUUGGUGGUUUUCAAGUCGGCCCCCAUCCUGAAGAGAGCGCUCAAAGUCAAACAGGCCAUGAUGCAACUGUAUGUGCUGAAACUGCUGAAGAUCCAAACAAAGUACCUGGGCCGCCAGUGGAGGAAGAGCAACAUGAAGACCAUGUCGGCCAUCUACCAGAAGGUCCGCCACAGACUCAAUGACGACUGGGCCUACGGGAACGAUAUCGACGCACGGCCGUGGGACUUCCAAGCGGAGGAGUGCGCCUUGCGCGAGGGCAUUGAAAAGUUCAACAGCCGGCGGUACGACAAGAACAAGAACGGCGACUUUGCGCCCGUGGACAACUGCCUGCAGAGCGUGCUGGGCCAGCGCGUGGACCUGCCCGAGGACUUCCACUACAGCUACGAGAUGUGGCUGGAGAGGGAGGUGUUCUCGCAGCCCAUCGAGUGGGAGGGGCUCCUGCAGGAGCAGUGAGGCCAGGGUGCGGGGGAAGAAAAGAUGGCUGCUGUGAACGCACACGGUCGAGGCCGCCAUGAACUGAGGUAGCGGUUCUUUAGAAACAUCCGGUACCAACAACUUGAACUGCACCGGCACUCUUCUUAUGCAGUCUCUUUUUACCACGCUGGUGCAGGUUGGACUUAUGUCUACCACAGUACGUGUCUCCAGUCUAAAAGCUGGACAUUUCUCAUACCUUUUGUCUUUAUCAUUUUUCUCUACAUUUAACUCACACAGUUUGUUGAUUGUGGGAGUUUAAAACAUAUAUUUUUUAGGGUGGAGAAAAGCCUUUUGACAGUCCAAAUAAGUUGGAAGGGAUUGGAUGUGUUGCCAAAACAAGACAUCAGCUGUAGAAGGUAAAUCAAACUCAUUUUCUACAUCGAGGAGGGCCACAUUUUUUCCACAAAUAGAACAAUUAAAGUGUGGGGUGCCAGUUUGAUAUUCUUCACAUCUUUUAAUAAUCAAACACACUAUGAUUAACACAAGUGUUAAUAUUUAAGCAACCAAAUUGGCCUUUUAAGGCAGUGGUCCCCAACCACAGCACAAGAAAUUUAAAAAAAAUUUUUUUAAUUUUUAUUUAUUUAUUUAUUUUUUUAAUGAAAUCAACAUAAAAAACACAAUAUAUACAUUAUAUAUCAAUUCAGAUCAAUACCGUCUGCAGGGAUACAGUCCGUAAGCACACAUGAUUGUAUUUAUUUAUGUAUGGGACAAAUUUUCAAGCGUUGACCGGUCCGCAGCUACAAAAAGGUUGGGGACCACUGUUUUAAGGGCUUUAACAUACCCGACUUACUACAGAAUGAAAUGGAACGUUAUCAUCAUUGCACUUAAAAAGUACAACGAAAUAUAGUGCGUCCAAUACAGUGUAUGACAGACCUGGGCAAUUAUUUAGACUCGGGGGCCACAUUUAGAGAAAACAAAUGUGUCUGUGGGCCGGUAUAUCUAUUUUUAGGGACACUAAUACAAAACUUCACAAUAAUGUCUUAUUGAAUGCUAAAAACGUUAUGACAGACCGCCUUAAAAAACGUAAUGGAAUUUUAAAUUUUUCAAUGAAAGAUAAAACACUGAAUAUUGACAAAAUAUGAACGUCACACCCCCUUUCGAUCGACAUAUUUUACAAUCAAGUGAAACGCAACAAAAAUGCAACAAACAGUGAAAUAUGAACGCAAAGGGUACAAAAUAAACCCCACCUGCAAUCUGAUAUAUCUGAUGUAUCACUAAGCUUUAGAACUUUGUUGUGAAAACCUCCUUCCGCGUCUGUGGAAACGCUUCCCGCCCACAAUGUUGGUGCCUCGUCUGAGCUGCUGUGACGUAGAUUACCAUAGUAACUAGAGAUGUCCGAUAAUAUCGGUCUGACGAUAUUAUCGGCCGAUAAAUGCGUUAAAAUGUAAUAUCGGAAAUUAUCGGUAUCGUUUUUAUUAUUAUCAGUAUCGGUUUUUUUUUAUUUUUAUUUUUUUGUUUUAAUUUUUAUUAAAUCCACAUAAAAAACACAAGAUACACUUACAAUUAGUGCACCAACCCAAAAAACCUCCCUCCCCCAUUUACACUCAUUCACACAAAAGGGUUGUUUCUUUCUGUUAUUAAUAUUCUGGUUCCUACAUUAUAUAUCAAUAUAUAUCAAUACAGUCUGCAAGGGAUACAGUCCGUAAGCACACAUGAUUGUGC
Molecule: messenger RNA, 4483 nt
Organism: Entelurus aequoreus (snake pipefish)
Lineage: Eukaryota; Metazoa; Chordata; Actinopteri; Syngnathiformes; Syngnathidae
Gene: strip2
Product: striatin interacting protein 2
Exons: 22
Coding region: 14-2800 (928 amino acids)
Biological process (GO): cytoskeleton organization
Cellular component (GO): cytosol
Source: RefSeq, a predicted model, not a curated record